CAUGAAAGCAACAUACCUUUGUUGUUGUUCUCGUAAUGCCCGGCGGGGGGCGGCAUUUAACCACAAGGGGGAAAAAAAAGUAUAGGCCCCAGGGCUGAAAAAGAAAGUGGGAGGUGAUGUGAACCAAACAUUUACUCACGCCUGGACUUUUCAUAUUUCGGCCAGAGGAGCGCGUGGAUUCGGGUUUACGCGCACUGGUUACUGCUGUCCUGGAUGCUUCAGACUGAUACAAGAGCCUGAACCUACUACAGCCUUAAUUUUGAACCUAUCGCACAUAAUAGCUGCAGUCCCAGCUGUAGGAGCUUGAACUAAGCAGGUAGAGGUGCAGCAUAGGGGCGGCUGUUUUGUGUAGCUACAGUGCCGGUGGAGAGAUGGAGCGGUGGAAAGGCAGAGUGGCCCUGGUGACCGGCGCCUCGGUGGGAAUCGGAGCCGCUGUAGCCCGGGCACUGGUCCAGCAAGGCAUGAGGGUUGUUGGUUGUGCCAGGAAUGUCGACAAAAUAGAGAAGCUGGCAGCAGAAUGUCAGAGUGCGGGCUACAGCGGCACACUGAUCCCUUACAAAUGUGACCUGUCCAAUGAAGAGGAGAUCUUGUCCAUGUUCUCAGCAAUCAAGACACUGCACAAGGGCGUUGACGUAUGCAUCAACAAUGCUGGACUGGCCCACAAUGAGCCUUUGCUCAGUGGCAGGACAGAGGGCUGGAGGAACAUGAUCGAUGUGAAUGUCUUAGCCUUGUCCAUCUGCACCCGUGAGGCAUACAAAUCAAUGAAGGAGAGGAAUGUGGACGAUGGCCACAUCAUCAAUAUUAAUAGUAUGGGUGGGCACCGAGUGGUGCCAAGUGCCGAUGAGCACUUCUACUGUGCCACUAAAUAUGCUGUGACUGCUCUGACUGAGGGAAUACGGCAAGAGCUUCGAGAGGCAAACACCCACAUCAGAGCCACAUGUAUAUCUCCUGGAAUAGUGGAGACGGAGUUUGCCUUCCGACACCACAACAGCGAUCCAGAAAAGGCAGCUUCAGUGUACGAGAGUAUGAAAUGUUUGAAAGCAGAAGACAUAGCCAGUGCAGUCACAUUUGUCCUCAGCGCCCCUCCUCACGUCCAGAUCGGAGAUGUGCAGAUGAGGCCAGUAGAGCAGGUGUCAUAGCAGCAGAAGAGUGAGCUGCAGGAGGAGCAGACAGACAGCACCACGGUGACUCCUUAGCAGCCUCUGCUGGGCAAAGAUUGUGGGGGUGGGAUGGUAUUAAAAAAUCAACUACAGCUGUGUCAGGUCUGCAGGGGCGGUGGUCAACAAAGGCAGAAGGCUUAAGGAAGCUGUGCAACAAAAUGAAGGGCAUGGACUUUGGAAAACACUACAAAAAUACUACUGAGUGCAGCAAAGUGGCAUGUGUGAAUUGUUUGGCUCAGGGAUGAACUGAGCCAAAUCCAGACUACAAUAGGAACAAAUAGAGAGAGAGUUGCUGCUGUGUUGUGUGGUCAUCUGCUUGGCCAUCACUUCAGAGGGAAGCGUAUGCCAUUGAUUGCACGAUUUUAUUCCUUUUUCCAUUUGUUUUUUUUUUUUGUAGUUUAUAUGACAUAUCUUUUUGAAAUGAAAUUGAAUUGGUAAUUGCUGUUUAUAAGAGACAAGUUUUUUUUCCAUUUCAUUUUUCUAAUAAAUAUUUUAACUUUUGAUUAGAGAUAGAUGUGGGCUCACAUUAACUAAAAGCUAGACAAGGCUAAGUAAGUCAUACCGACAGUAACCAUAAGCAGUCUGUGCAUCCUGCCACCCUUACUACCUUUAUGUUUUCACAAACAUAUUUAACACAUUCAUUCCAAACACGUUCAUAUUCAGCAUAUUCCAUUCAUAAGGAGAGAAACCCUUUGUAUGUGAAGCAUAGGGGCAUCUCCCUUUUUUGCCUGUAUAACUUCAGAUGUUCUGCACUUUGUAUUCAUUUCUGAGGAGUUACAAGAAGGACACACUGGAAAAUUCUGUAGUGGAGGAAACUAAUUCUGUGCACGUGUAUUACUAGAACCAUGUACCCUUCUGUUGGAACUUUCUCAUUAAAUGAAUAAAUAAAAAGUC
Molecule: messenger RNA, 2054 nt
Organism: Neolamprologus brichardi
Lineage: Eukaryota; Metazoa; Chordata; Actinopteri; Cichliformes; Cichlidae
Gene: dhrs11a
Product: dehydrogenase/reductase 11a
Source: RefSeq, a predicted model, not a curated record